Messenger RNA from Nothobranchius furzeri (turquoise killifish), 5939 nucleotides. The record is from RefSeq and is a predicted model, not a curated record. NCBI's taxonomy places the organism in Eukaryota, Metazoa, Chordata, Actinopteri, Cyprinodontiformes, Nothobranchiidae.
CACACACAUUUAAAGCACUUCUCCCUUUUCAGAAAAUGCCUGACUCUCUCUGAACCAUUCAGCAUCCAUAGAGCUCCAGGAGUUGACGUCACUUCUCCCGGCAUGCAACAGUUCAAAUCGCACGGCGCCAUCUUGGCAGGCAGAAGCCCACAGCUAGGCUAUUGGUUGUCAUAAAACUCAAAUAUGGUAGAUUCCUUUGUGCCCCAGGAUGCCAGAACAGACGGGGACAAGAUAAGGGAAGAUCCUUCUACAGGAUUCCCCAAGAUCCGGAAUGCCGCAAACGUUGGAUCAUCGCAAUGAAACGCGCUAGCCUCCAGGGUAAAAUGAAGUUGUGGGAUCCCGAGAGUAAAGGUUUUCGCUUAUGCAGUGACCGCUUCAUAUCAGGUACUUAAACCAACGUUUCCUCAACUGUGUAUGGUAUUUAUUUUAAAUGCUUUUAUUACGAUACUUAGUGGGCUUCCUAAACUUAUUUUGGCAUGGCUUUUUCUGUCUUAUUACUCAUAGCAACAAGUAAACAUCACGUAAAACGUUGACUCGUGACUUCUGCGUGCCUCUGUUUACGUGUUUUAUGAUCACAGAAAUUAACCGGCUAAGCUGUAUUUCAUUUUUAAGCAAUGGUUGAUCAAUUGUCAGAUCACACAUAAAAAGCACUUUGGAUUGCUAUUAUCUAUCUCACCGAGACAGAUCUCAGACAGAUCCUGAGACGCUCCUGCCUGACAUAUUUAUUUUAUUCACGGAUAAAAUCAGACUAGUGAUUUCUCUUGGCGUUCAGUUUAUACAUUCAAACAGCACAGCACUCUAUUUAACUUACAUGUAAAUCUAUGUUAUUUGUGUUUUUAAUUAGUUUUAUGGAUUUGUGCUGAAAUGUACAAAUGAUGACUUCAUCUGUUAACAGAAAAAUUUAUUUAUCUUCAGGUGCAAAGUGACCUGGUACCUACCAUCGACAUAUACAUAUAUGGACAAUGGGUUUCCAUAGACUCCAAUAACACGUUUUGGAAGAGAAAUGGGAGGUGGCCACCACCGCCAUUUUGACUGUGUCACAGGUUCCGUCAAGCCCAGACAAUUCCACAAAAGGGAAGAGAGGUGGAGCUGAGGGUGGGGCUGUAAGGCUGGGAUCAAGUGACGACACCCGGUCAAACUUGCUACAAGCUAACCUGAAGCUAACCCAAAGCUAACACAGAGGUGAGAGCUAAGGUAACGGAGGUAGCAACCUAGCUACAACCGGAGUUAACUGUGCACAACACCAGAGCUUCUGAGUCAGAGAUACGCCGGGCUGACUGCUGGGUAAAACCGGGUGGAACACAGAGGUCUCCGAGAGCUCCACAAGCCGGCAGCCGCACAGCAGACAAGUGCCGCUACGAUCUGAGAUGCACAGAGUUGCCGCUAGGGAGAACCGGGUGGAAAGGUUUCCAUCCCAGAGCUCCACAAGCCAGCAGUCCGCGCAGCAGACAGAAGCCGCGAUCAGACAGAGAUACGCCGGGCUGCAGGGAGGGGAGAACCGGGUGGAAAACAUCGGUCUCCCGAGAGCUCCACAAGCCGAUAGUGGGAACCCAGCUCCACCAACAUGUUAUAUUUCAACCCAUUUUCUAAAGUGCAGCAUUAUGUUAAAUGCACUGGGUUUUACCCUAUUACAUUUAAAUUUCAUGGUUAAACAGUACAUGUUAAAAUCUAAGCUCAGCUCGGCAGUGACCUAAAAUACAUAAAUAUAAUUUUACUUACCGAAAAAAUGAAGUGGAGACUCCUUGGAUGCUCUAUUAGUGCAAUUAAUGCCACAACAAGUCAUUUUGUCCAACAAUUGCACAAAUAAUAUCAAAAAAAGAACGCACAAAUGCUACAACUACCCCGAAAGUGAUUAGAAUAAGAUGUAGUGAUUUCUCUUGUCUUUGUGAGGAUUAAAAGCGUCGUUGGAAGCGGAUUAAAAGAGAAAGAAGAAGAGGAUUUUUUUUCAGUCAUAAAGUUUAUAGUAGGUUUUCUAUCUUUGUAUCAUGAGUCAUGCGACUGAAAAUGGUGAUUUGCUUCCGGACUGGUUUGAUCUGAGUGGACUUUCAGAAAUGAGUGAAGCAGAUGCAAAUGAUUAGAUUUUAGAUUUAAUUCUAGCCUGCCAAACUCCUCCUGUUGUCAGAGCCGGAUUAACGCAAAGGCAAAGUAGGCACGUGUCCUAUGAUAGAAUUUGUAGAGAGGACUCAUCCUCUCUAGAAUCUAUUUCAAUAUUUAUUAACUAAAAAUAGUGACAAUGUUUAUCUUAACCAUAGACUGUUACAUGCGCUAUGUCACAUUAACGCCAGCCUAUCACAGUAGCCUACAACUUGGGCGCCACCCAAUUAAGGACGUCAGAGAACGAAGCGGUCAGAGUGAGAGCGGGACCAUCGAGCGGCUGCGGGACACGACUAAGCUAGUAGCAGGUGUUUUAGGUUAACUUUCGCGAUGCUUUCGGGUGUGGCAAAACGUAAAAAGAAAAAAAGAGAAGAGGAACAAAAGGGGAAACAGCGGGGGGCUCUAAAGAAGUUUCUGUCGGGCUGCUCGGUCAGCCGUCCGACAGCUGCGGACCUUCUGGAGUCAGCGGAGCCAGAGGCCGGGCCGGAGGAGACACAGCCCAAAGACGAGGUGGAAGAUGCGGCGGGAAAUGCGACGGAAGAUGCUGUGGCGCCAACGCCAUCAACAUCAACGCAGUCGCAGACAGAACUGGAAGGACAGCAGCCAGCCAGAAGUGAGCCCAAUAUACAGCAGGAGCCUCCAGACCCAGAAAGGGUAUUAAGAAGCUACCCAUCUGAUCCUGCAAAAUGGUGUGAAAUUGAUGAGAGGAUGCGUGAGUACUUUGCCCUAAACCAUCCCUCUCAAAAUAUUGGAGAUAUCUCUGCAUCACAGAGGAAAUACAGAGACAUAAACCGAUGCUUAACUAAGGAACAUUUUUUUAGAAAAAAGCUAAAUGGAGAAACGCUGUCAAGAAAAUGGUUAGUGUACUCACCGUCUACUGGAACUGUAUUCGGUUUCUGCUGCAAGUUGUUCAGCGUAAGAGACAAUCACGUAGUCACUGGAUAUAAUAAAAACUGUGCUAAUCGCUUGCAUGAACAUGAGAAUAGUAUGGAUCAUCGUACUGCUGUGCUGAGUCUAUCAUCACUUGGAAAUAAAAAUGCACGCAUAGAUUCAACCAUAGUAAAGCAACAGGAGUCUGAGAGAGCAUACUGGCUCAACAUUUUGAAACGUAUAGUGGCAACUAUUCAGUUUCUUUCUUCAAGAGGACUGCCAUUCCGUGGAGAUGAUGAGUUAAUAGGAUCACCCCACAAUGGGAACUUUUUGGGCUGCUUGGAGUUAAUUAGUCGCUUUGAUCCACUUCUGUCAGAGCAAAUGUGUCUAGCCAGAUAUGGAAACAAGGGCAGGGGACAUAACAGUUACCUGUCCUCUACAGUUUGUGAUGAGUUUAUUCAGCUGAUGGCUGAGAAAGUUCCGCGUGCCAUUGUAAAAGAAGUAAAAGAUGGCAAGUAUUUCUCCAUCAUUGUGGACUCAACACCUGACAUCACACAUGUUGAUCAGCUUACUUUGAUGAUUCGAUAUGUCCUGAAGAAAAGUCGUGAGCCUGUUGAGAGAUUUUUGGAGUUCAUACCUCUACAUGGUCAUACUGCAGAACACAUGGAGGAAACACUCAAAUUUGAAUUAAAAGAACUGGACAUUGAUUUGAUGGACUGUCGUGGGCAGAGCUACGACAAUGCUAGUAACAUGGCAGGGAAAUAUUCUGGUCUCCAAGCAAGAGUAAAAAAUAAAAAUCCUAAUGCUGACUUCAUACCAUGUUCUGCACAUUCUCUUAAUUUAGUUGGUGCAUGUGCAGCAGAAUGUUGCAUUGGAGCAGUUUCAUUUUUUGGCUUCAUUCAAAAUCACUACAACUUCUUCUCAGCUUCAAGUCGGCGGUGGGAGAUUUUAACAGCCCAUCUGACCGCGACGUCACAUGUCGCAUUGGAAAGGCAGCGGCAGUGUUCCGGCGGCUACAGCCAGUCUGGGCGUCUGGGUCCAUCGGGCUACAAGCAAAAAUCCGCCUAUUCAACACGAUCGUCAUUCCAACCGCCAUAUACGGGAGCGAGACAUGGAGGUCGACAGCGGCCAUCACACAGCGCCUCAAUGCGUUCCAACAACGAUGCCUCAGGCGCAUCCUUCACAUUUCCUACCUCGACCACAUCACGAAUGAAGCGAUCCACCACCAAACGGGAACACGCCAACUCGCUGAGGUCGUUGCAGAGCGACGGUUUCGGUUUGGGGGCCAUGUGCUACGAAUGGCUCAAACACGCAUACCAAAAGUGGCCAUGCUGUGGACCCCAGGACGCGGAAAACGGAAACAAGGACGGCCAAAAAUCACAUGGCGCAGAACUUUUAUCGAAGACCUACGUGCCGUGAACCUGUCAUGGGAUGAAGCCGAGGCCGUCGCGGCCGACAGAGCUCGCUGGCGAUUACUUUGCGCCCAAUGCGCCAGUAGGCGCCGGAGGAACUAAGUCUAAGUCUAAGUAAGUCAUCUGACAAAAUGUGAGCAAGGUCUGACGCUGAAGAGCCUUUCCAGCACAAGAUGGUCUGCAAGAGCUGAAGCAACAAAAGCUCUGAGAUUUGGCUACAAAGCUAUACAGGAUGCUUUGAAUGAAAUCAAAGUUGACCAUGAAACCCCCAGAGCUGCUCAAUAUGAGGCAAGUCAAUUAAUAACAGUGAUGGAAACCCUUGAAACUGCAGUUAUGACAGUGCUGUGGGAUGAACUGCUGAGAAGAAUCAAUGUAACCAGCAAAGCAUUGCAACAGGUACACGUUGAUGUAUGUACUGUUCCUAUUCCGAACAGUUCACUCAUAGAAUACAUAGGACAGGCCAGAAAUGAUUUUGAUGUCUAUGAAGCAGAGGUCAAGACUCUCACAGCGACAGAGGGAUACAAAGCAGAUAGCCAAAGGAGAUGAGUAAAGAAAGUUAUGUUUGAUGAGUCUGCAGGUCCAGAGGUGUGGUGCUCUGGCUGUGAAGCAUUCUUGAUUGACACCCAUUAUGUCAUCUGUGACUGCUUGUCACAAGAAUUGAAAAAACGCAAAGAUGCAUACAAAAAGGUGGAGGAGAAAUUUGGUUUCCUUACCAAAAGGAAAUCAAUGAACAUUGAACAAAUCCGUGCAGCCACAGAAAAGUUGAAGAAAAUAUACCCCCAGGAUGUUGAGGAGGACUUUACAGCAGAGUUUUGUCAGUUCAUGUCAAUGGUAAAAGAUGAAGAAUCAGUCACGGCCAUGUACAAGAAAUUUCUAGAGCUAGGCUUGAGGGAUGCUUUUCCUAAUGUGGACAUUUGCCUUCGCAUGUAUCUGACAUUACCGAUUGCAAACUGUUCAGGAGAAAGAUCAUUUUCUGUGUUGAAACAAGUAAAAACACAUCGGAGAGCAACAGUCACAGGAAAAAAACUGAAUGCCUUUGCUCUGUUAGCAAUUGAAAAUGGAUUCACAACUGCACUGGAUUUUCACGACAUCAUCGAGGACUUCACCAAAUCAAAACUCAGGAGAAAGCAUCUGUAAAUGUAAGUUUUUUCUUUUGAAUAAGUAAAGUGAAUAUGAAAAUCAAAUGUAAGAUGCAUACAGUAUAAAUUAAAUGUAUAAUAUUGGGCUAUAUGUUCUACUAUAAUUAAAUGAAAUAUGAGAAACAAACCAAGUUUAUUCAUAUCUGAAACAGCUGUCUUAUGUAUACAUUUUAUUAUUUCAGCACAAGAUUGUGAUUAUGCCGUCAAGACGUAUUUCUGCUGUUCAUAUGUUGCAGUAAAUCACAGCUGUGGAGAAUGGCGACUUAAGAGGAGCAGAGAAGAAGACAGGAGGAGACUGGACAAAAGACGAGCAGACAGGAGGGGGAAACUGGACAGAAGUGCCUUCAUUCAGCUCACCUGGUCCCCUCACCAAGCUCCUGACAAGCCCUGUUUCCCUGGCAACCACCAUCAACUCCAUUCAUCU